AUGGCCCCCGAGCGGCCGCGGCAAAAGCUAUGCAUCUUCCUCCUCGCCGCCUUGGCGUGCUCGCUGCGCGCAGGCGCCGCCGCGGCGAACACGUCCACGUCCACCCUGGCCAUCCGGCUCAAGCCGCCAUCGAAGCCGAGGCACGGCAGCACGAGGCAGCACCGACCGGGUCCGCGAGGGAGCCACGCCGGCAGCGGGAUGGCGUCAUGCAACAUGUUCCAGGGCAGCUGGGUGUACGACGAUGCGCUGCCGAUGUACGACGCGGCGGGCUGCCCCUUCGUGGAGCCGGAGUUCGACUGCCAGAAGUACGGCCGCCCCGACAAGCUCUACCUCAAGUACCGGUGGCGCCCCGCCUCCUGCGAGCUCCCGAGGUUCGACGGGCGGGACUUGCUGAGCAGAUGGAAGGGAAAGAAGGUACUGUUCGUGGGGGACUCCAUCAGCCUGAACCAAUGGGAGUCGCUGGUGUGCAUGCUGCACGCGGCCGCCCCGUCCUCCAGGACCAGCUACAGCAGGGGCAACCCCGUCUCCACCGUCACGUUCCAGGACUACGGGCUGUCGGUGGCGUACUACCGGAGCACCUACCUGGUGGACAUCGUCGAGGAGUCCAUCGGCCGGGUGCUGAAGCUCGACUCCAUCUCCGGCGACGCGUGGCUCGGCACCGACAUGCUCGUCUUCAACACUUGGCACUGGUGGACCCACACCGGCAAGGACCAACCAUGGGACUAUGUGCAAGAUGGGGCUCAGGUCAUGAAGGACAUGGACCGGCUCACGGCCUUCUCCAAGGGGAUGUCCACGUGGGCCAGAUGGGUGGACUCAAACGUGGACACCUCCAAGACCAAGGUCUAUUUCCAGGGCAUCUCUCCGACACACUUCAAUGGAGCGCAGUGGGGGGAGAGCUCGAGCAGCUGCGCACACCAGACGCAGCCGAUCGCGGGGCCGACGUACCCGGGCGGGCCGCUUCCGGCGCAGGGCGCGGUGCGGAACGCGCUCGGCGGCAUGUCGAAGCCGGUGUUCCUGUUGGACAUCACGCUGCUGUCGCAGCUGAGGAGGGACGCGCACCCGUCGGCGUACAGCGGCGGCCACCCGAGCAACGACUGCAGCCACUGGUGCCUUGCCGGCCUGCCCGACACCUGGAACCAGAUCCUCUAUGCCUCGCUCCUUGCAUAGGGGACCAACAAAGGGUGGGACGUGCGUGACCGCAAUUUUUGUCAUGCUGCUCUUCUUUCAUAGUAACGUUAUUUCUUUUAUUUACGGGUGAGUGUUUAAAUUGGUGUUCAAUACCAGGUUGGUCAAUCAAAGAGAAAUUAUGUUUCGGCUGUCCCCUCACAA
Messenger RNA from Triticum dicoccoides, 1329 nucleotides. RefSeq names its product protein trichome birefringence-like 38. Gene Ontology annotation, molecular function: O-acetyltransferase activity. NCBI's taxonomy places the organism in Eukaryota, Viridiplantae, Streptophyta, Magnoliopsida, Poales, Poaceae. The record is from RefSeq and is a predicted model, not a curated record. The coding region runs from base 1 to 1167 and encodes 388 amino acids. The transcript is spliced from 5 exons. Gene Ontology annotation, cellular component: Golgi apparatus.